GCGCAAUGAAGGGAUUGAUUGGGGAGAGGUACCGGACUAGAACAGCGCAAUGAAGGGAUUGAUUGGGGGGAGGUACCGGACUAGAACAGCGAAAUGAAAGGGCAUUGAUGAAGUAUCGGUGAGUGGUGCUCUGUUAGCUGCGUACGUACAAACAGUUUACCAUUCAUGCGUAUCGAGUUCCUUUAAAAGUUUACCUUUGAUGAACGAAUCGGGCACUGCUCAUGUUGCGUAAACAGGCUAUAUUUUUUAUAGGGGAGCGUGCAUAUGCCGUAUCACUAUUUGUGCCUUUAGUACUACGCUGUAAUACGGAGAAAAUGCUGAAUAAGACAAAGAUAGCGAUGUACUGCUGUAUAAGACCUAUUAAUGGUAAGGAAUGCUAGUGCAUUCACUCACAGCACUUCAUAUAUUGUUUAUUACCUGUGCACGUGAUCCUUUAUAGCUGUGGCCUGUUCAUGACAUGCCAAAAAGUGCUCCUCAUAAUUUGCUGGUUAUUCUCUCAGCAAGAAGAUGCACCGCAACGGCAUUCACCAGGCAAACUAAUCUAAUUCAUCGCCACGAGUGUGCAAAACCUUUUGUUUCGUAUUUCUACGCAGCUCGACCCCUUACCCGUACUAAAUUGUUACACAAAAACACACCCAACAAAUUUCUAAUGGCCCAAAAACCGAAUCCGCCAUCCCAAAAAACAUUCGCACACAUUUCCAAGGAACUCAACAAAAGACUGGGCCCAGAAUACAUUUCAUACCGCCAGGCAUUCAACAACACACACGUCGCGUACAUAGAAGGAUGGACGGCGAUAAAUAUAGCAAAUAGAAUUUUUGGAUAUAACGGAUGGUCGUCCAAACUACGACAAAUCAAAAUUGAUUAUAUUGAUGAAUGUAACCAACGGUACAGUAUAGGCAUAAGCGCUGUUGUUAGAGUGUCAUUGAGUGAUGGCACGACGCGUGAGGAUGUUGGAUUCGGGAGUGCUGAUAACCAGAGGGUUAAGUCACAAGCAAUAGAGAAAGCGAAGAAAGAGGCUGUUACAGAUGCCUUGAAGAGGGCACUUAGGCAGUUUGGAAAUGCACUGGGCAAUUGCUGCUAUGACAAGGAAUUUCUUAAGGACGUGAGGACUGUUAAGAAGCAGGAUAAAGAAGUUUUGAAGGAGUACGAAUUGUUGAGGAGAGAGAAUGUACAAGGAGAUGAAUAUGUGCUGUCUCUUGAGAGUGAUUUGGAUGAUCUAAUGAAGAGGGACAGAAACGAUUAA
Molecule: messenger RNA, 1243 nt
Organism: Vavraia culicis subsp. floridensis
Lineage: Eukaryota; Fungi; Microsporidia; Pleistophoridae
Product: recombination protein rad52
Exons: 1
Coding region: 458-1243 (261 amino acids)
Biological process (GO): mitotic recombination; double-strand break repair via homologous recombination; double-strand break repair via single-strand annealing
Cellular component (GO): nucleus
Source: RefSeq, a predicted model, not a curated record